Molecule: messenger RNA, 1608 nt
Organism: Diaporthe citri
Lineage: Eukaryota; Fungi; Ascomycota; Sordariomycetes; Diaporthales; Diaporthaceae
Exons: 4
Coding region: 1-1608 (535 amino acids)
Biological process (GO): regulation of DNA-templated transcription
Cellular component (GO): nucleus
Molecular function (GO): DNA-binding transcription factor activity, RNA polymerase II-specific; transcription cis-regulatory region binding
Source: RefSeq, a predicted model, not a curated record
AUGCAGCCGUCACCGGCCCGUGUGGCAAAGGCCGGCGGUGGCACACCGGCGCCGUGUUUCCGCUUGCAGAAGGUCUGCCAGCCAUCAGUGCCGAGUCGCAAGCGAAGUCAGAAAAAGGUGCCAGGAUCGAGAACAGCUCACCUGGAGGAGAAGCUGGACGACCUGGUCUCCCUCAUACGGUCCCAAACAGCCGUGAAGGGCCCAAAUGAAUCACCGCCAGUCCCGACCCCGGGGUCGCUGGGGCAGUCGGCAUCCGAUGGCACAGCUCUUCCCUCCCUCUCAUCAGACUCAAGCCCCAACACCGUCAACACCUCAGUCGUCCCGACCUGCCGCGCGUGGGGCGGCAAGACGAACCCCUCCAGCAGCACUGCAGACGCAGAGCUCGACUACUACGUCCCCGAGAAGGAGGCCCAGGAGCGCCUCGACCUCUUCCGGCGUGACUACCCGCAGUUCGGCCCGGUGGUACACAUCCCACCGAGUGUGACUGCAAAGGAACUCCACCAGACUCGCCCGCUGCUGUGGAUCUCCAUCAUGGCCUGUACGACCCGCUCUACGAAAGAGUCACAUGUGAUUGGCGACAAGGUCCGGCACAUUGUCUCGGAAAGGGUGGUGCGGCAGUACGAGAGGAGUCUGGACUUGUUGCAAGGCUUGUUGGUCUUUUUAUGCUGGGCAUCGCAAAUGCUGCGGAGAGACCACAACCUCCGCUGGUCACCGCAUAUGGAGGAAAGCCUCCGGCUAUUCAUGGAGCAGCCCGAGUGUGAAGGGGACAAGAUCCUUGCCACACAAGUCCGCUGUGCCCUCAUCUCGGAGCAAAUGAAUGAUUUCUUGAUACAACAGUCUCUGAGCGGAGAGAGUCAGACAUCACCAUACUUCAUAAAAGCUCUCGAUGGGCAAUUGCAAGAGAUUUGGAGGACCUUGCCGGAAAUGAGGGCCACAUCUCAUAAUGAUACGGUGCUGCUCCACAUGUACGCCUCAGAGGUCAUCAUCAACGAGCUCGCCCUGCACCUACCGCCCUCGACGGCACACACCGACGUCAUGUACCGCCUGGACCGGCUGCAGAAGUGCCUGAAGGCCAUCGAGAACUGGUUCGACACGUACGAGCGCACGCCGGCGUCCAUGGCCCUGGGCGGGACGUUCCACCUCUUCGUGCAGAUGGUGACCGGGCUGGUGACCUGCAUCAAGCUGAGCAAGCUCGAGGACUUCCCGGCGUGGGACGCGGCCGAGGUGCGGCGGCGGCUCGACGUCUUCGCGCUCUUCGACCGCAUCGCCGCGCGCAUGGAGACGAUCAGGACGGUGGCCGGGAUCCAGGAGGACGACGAGCGCGAGGAGAGCAUCUGGGCCAAGUCGUCCAAGGUCAUGGGGCUCAUGAAGGCCGGCGUGCAGGCGGAGUGGGCGAGCAACGCGGGCGGCGGCGAGCCUCCUGAUCCGGCGGCGGCUGGGGCGCAUGCUCUUGAUAGCCGGCUGGCCAUGACCGCGGGCGGCGACGGCGUGAUGGGUGCGAAUCUGCAGAUGAAUCAGGAUGCCCUCACGGGGGAAUAUGUGCACAAUUUCGGGGACGACCCGUGGCUGUCUGCGAUGUUUAUUCCGUGGGACGCGAUGAAUUUCUAG